AUGACAGUUCAAGCGCCAGAGGAAUCCUUUGAGGCGACGUAUGCUGUUGAAAUGCAUUGCGACAGUUGUGUCAAAGACAUAACAUCCUGUCUCUCGUCAAUUCCUAACAUCAUACUAGACUUCCACAUCUCGGAGCAGCUACUUGAAGUAAAGGGAACGGCAGCCCCAUCUACCAUUAUAUCUGCAUUACAAAGGUGUGGGAGAGACGCCAUUAUCCGUGGUACAGGUAAAGCCAACAGUGCCGCCGUCUCUAUACUUGAGACUUUCGCACCCAUUGCCACAAAUGAUACUCCUGUAAGAGGUUUAGCUCGAAUAGUUAAUGUUAGUGAGGCGAAAACGUGGGUUGAUAUCACUCUGAAUGGCUUAAAGACGCCAGGCACGUACUAUGCUUCCAUUAGAGACUGUGGUGAUAUCUCAAAGGGGGCAGCAUCCACCGGCGGCGCAUUUUAUAAGUUUGAGCAGCCGAUCGAAUGUCGAUCAAAAAGUGAUUUGGGCGAUGGUUUGUUCAGUGGACAAGCGUUUGUAAGCACACCCUUAAACAUUUGGGAAAUGGUGGGACGAAGCUUCAUGGUCACCACAGACUCCCAACACAAUGUGGGCAGAGAAACUGAGAUUUGCGGUGUCAUCGCUCGAAGUGCAGGUGUAUGGCAGAACGAUAAGCAGGUUUGUGCGUGUAGUGGACAAACAGUGUGGCAAGAAAGGUAUGAUGCUAUGAAACGGAACAUCACGAAGUGA
This is a messenger RNA of Lachancea dasiensis, 735 nucleotides long. The record is from the annotation of a GenBank genome assembly. Lineage: Eukaryota; Fungi; Ascomycota; Saccharomycetes; Saccharomycetales; Saccharomycetaceae.